Molecule: messenger RNA, 1082 nt
Organism: Manacus vitellinus (golden-collared manakin)
Lineage: Eukaryota; Metazoa; Chordata; Aves; Passeriformes; Pipridae
Gene: LMO1
Product: LIM domain only 1
Exons: 5
Coding region: 303-854 (183 amino acids)
Biological process (GO): positive regulation of transcription by RNA polymerase II
Cellular component (GO): nucleus
Molecular function (GO): DNA-binding transcription factor binding; transcription coactivator activity
Source: RefSeq, a predicted model, not a curated record
AAAGAAACAGCUCUGAUCCCCCUUCUUUCUAAAUUGCAGUUUUAGUUCCUUGCAAUUCUGAGGCACAAAAGUAGGUGAGGCUGCUUUUGUAUCUGCAAAGUGCUUUAUUUCUGAGUGUAAUUCUAACUGAGUGCAAUCUAGGUUAAAAGCUGGACAACUGGGUAAUUAGAGCUCACUUGCUGCUAAAGGACGAUCAGCUGUACCGUAGCUCAUUUGUGUUCCCAGAGACUUGUUCUCCUCUCCCCUGAGCGGAGGCUGCUGGAGAAGGAGCAUCUGUCCCCGGACUUUUCUUGAUUGCGGAGAUGAUGGUGCUGGACAAGGAGGACGGUGUGCCGAUGUUAUCCGUACAACCCAAAGGGAAGCAGAAGGGCUGUGCUGGCUGCAACCGAAAGAUCAAGGACCGGUACCUGCUGAAGGCUCUGGAUAAGUAUUGGCAUGAAGACUGUUUGAAGUGUGCCUGCUGUGACUGUCGUCUUGGAGAGGUUGGAUCAACUCUUUACACAAAAGCAAAUCUCAUUCUUUGCCGCAGAGAUUACCUGAGGCUCUUUGGUACCACCGGGAAUUGUGCUGCCUGCAGUAAACUGAUCCCUGCCUUUGAGAUGGUGAUGAGGGCCAGAGAUAAUGUUUACCAUUUGGACUGCUUUGCCUGUCAGCUCUGCAACCAGCGGUUCUGUGUGGGAGACAAAUUUUUCCUGAAGAACAACAUGAUCUUGUGUCAGAUGGACUAUGAGGAAGGGCAGCUGAACGGGAGCUUCGAGUCCCAGCCCUUUUUUGCUUACUCUGUGCCAGGUGCUUUGACCUCCCACGUAACAAAAGCGAUGAGAUUUGAAGCAUCUCCUGGAGAAAAACUCUGAACUGUGUUCCUGCUGCGAUGCUUUGUGCAAUGAUUUUCAAGGUUAUGCAAUUCAUGUGCAACCCACUGGACUGUAUCAAACACAUUUCUCUGUAUGGUGAGUGUCACUUUAAUAUAGUGCACCAGUAGCUGUAAAGGAUGGCUGCAAUUCUAUUUAUUUUGUCUUCUGGCUUUUUCUUAAAUUUACCCCCCUUUCCUUUAAUAAAUAGACACCGAGUACUUUUUUUCU